AUACUACCAGCUGAAGUUGAGAAUGAACCCGAGCAGAGUAGAGAGAGAGAGGAGACCCGUUAGUUAGUUAGUUAGUUAGUCUGUUAGUCUGCAGAGGACAAACUGUGUCCGUCCAUGUCUUGUCCACUAAUAUCAGCCAGCUGACUAACUUACUGACAGCAAUGUCGAGAGAAAACACCACUCGGAGUCUGGACAGCAUCGACCUGGCUGCUCUCAGAGAUCCAGCAGGUAUCUUUGAGUUGGUGGAGGUGGUUGGCAAUGGAACCUACGGUCAGGUGUACAAGGGUCGUCAUGUCAAGACGGGCCAGUUGGCAGCUAUCAAAGUCAUGGAAGUCACAGAGGAAGAAGAAGAGGAGAUCAAACUGGAGAUCAACAUGUUGAAGAGUUAUUCCCACCAUAGAAACAUCGCUACUUAUUAUGGAGCUUUUAUUAAGAAAGGUCCUGCUGGACAGGACCACCAACUCUGGUUGGUGAUGGAGUACUGUGGAGCCGGCUCUGUCACAGACUUAGUGAAGAAGACUAAGGGGAACUGUCUGAAGGAGGACUGGAUAGCUUACAUCUGCCGAGAGGUGCUCAGGGGUCUUUCCCAUCUUCACGCCCAUCAUGUGAUUCACAGAGACAUUAAGGGACAAAAUGUUUUGCUCACAGAGAACGCCGAAGUCAAGCUGGUUGACUUUGGGGUGUCGGCACAGCUGGAUAAGACGAUCGGUCGAAGGAACACCUUCAUCGGUACGCCCUAUUGGAUGGCUCCGGAGGUCAUCGCCUGUGACGAGAACCCCGAGGCCACUUAUGACUACAGGAGUGACCUCUGGUCUUUAGGCAUCACUGCUUUAGAGAUGGCUGAAGGAGCCCCUCCUCUGUGUGACAUGCAUCCAAUGAGAGCGCUGUUUUUGAUCCCCCGAAACGCUCCACCCAAACUUAAAUCAAAGAAAUGGUCGAAGCGGUUCUUGUCGUUUGCCGAUAGCUGUCUGGUCAAAAACCACCUACAUCGACCCACCACUGACGCCCUGCUGAGACACGCGUUCAUCAGAGAUCUGGCUAAUGAGAGACAAGUUCGCAUUAUGCUCAAAGAUCACCUGGAUAGAACCAGGAAGAAAAGAGAGAAAGAGGGUCCAGAGUAUGAGUACAGUGGCAGCGAAGAAGAGGACGACGAGGUGACGGAGGAGGAAGGAGAACCCAGCUCCAUAGUGAACGUUCCCGGUGAAUGGACGCUGAGACGGGAGUUUCUUCGCUUACAGACGGAGGAUCGUGACGGGGGCAGAGAGGGAGGCCACGGGGGAGGUGGGGGUCAACAAAGACAACAGGCGUUGCAGCAGCACCGGCAGCAGCUGGCGGAGCAGGAACGAUACAAGCAGCAGCUACUGGCCGACAGACAGAAGAGGAUCCAACAGCAACAUGAGCAGAGGCAAAAGUUAGAGGACCAGCAGAGGCGGCAGCUGGCGGACUGCGCCUUUCAGUGGACGGAGCUUCAAGAGAUCCUGCUUGGGGACGAGUCUGAUCUCCAUGACAACAGAAUCUUAUUGGAUGAGAGACACAGGAGGAGUGACAAGAGACAGGAUCAGGCAGGCAGGCAGCGGAGUACCGAUGUGUCAGUAAGGCCUCUGGACUCCGCCGCAGAGCAGAGAGCCGUGGCUCCAAACCAGCUGCUUCAGCAUAAGGCCCAGCUCUCCCAGCCUCAGCUCCAGCCGCAAGCCAAGCCCCAGCCUCUGGCUCAGCAUCAGCAGCCCUCAGCGGGCAGGAGAUCCCACCGCACCCUGCCCAAGGACCAAACCCAGCUCCUGUCGCUGCAGCACGACCACAGACACAGGGAGAGAGAGAGGCAGCGGCAGAGAGAAAAGUCUGUGGCAGCUGUCCAGAAGCUAACGGCUAAUAGCGGGAGCACAGCUGCUGCUUCUGCUGCUGCUGCUGCUGCUGCUGCUUCCUCGCCCAGCCGCCCUGCAAACAGCCAGCGCUCAGCGAUGGACUUCCAAGAAUCAAACCUGGCCAGGCUGCUUUUGGCUGCUGGUCUGCCCAGCCAGGUGCACUCCAGGCUGGGCUCUGGGAGCAGCUCUAGUCCUUGUACUCCAGCCAUGCAGAGAGCUCACCUCAGCCAGAAUGCCAAUCUGCGCUCUAGUCGAGACGCCCCUCACAGCAGCUCCAUGUCAGAUAUGGCCAUCUCCCCUUUGUCCCCAUUUUCCCCCCUGUCCCCAACUGAUGAUGUCUUCUGGGACUCAGGGACGCCACCUAAGGUCCCAGAACGCACUACCUCGAAGUUCUACUGUCGAGAGCUGGUGAUGGGGCAUAAUAGGGCGGCUUCAAGUGGCGGUCCGGUGUCUGUAGCAGAUAAGAGUGGACGGUCUGCGUCUCACGGAGUCUCCUCUAGCAGCAGCAACCACCCAGGCUACUACAAACUGGAGAGUCCUCUUCUACAGCACCGUCUACAGCAGCACAGGAGGACACAAGAACAUGUAACCAGUGGACAUACACAAGGUGUAAGAUCUGCUCUGGGUCGACUUAACAAGGCCACAGAAUACUCCUCAUCUAGCGACGAGGUCGGCAGCAGUGAUGACGAAGAGAGGAACAGGUCUGGCCUGUCCAAUGGGAAGGGGAGAUACUUCAGAGGAAUACCUGAUGGCAUCGUGCUGCAACCUCAGCACAAUCUCAACCAGAUUUCUCGGACAGGUUCAGACGAUACCUACCUGCUACCAGACCUUCUGCAGAAAACCUCCUCCUCCAGUCCUACCCACAAUGCACUGGGCCAGCAACAGCGAACAUGUGAACUCAACUACUCGCAGUCGCCCACAGCCCCUCGAUCCCCCACACACCAGGAACUACAUGCCGUCAGCAGUCCUACUGGUAAAAACACCUCCUCGUCUUCCUCUUCCUCCUUCCUGUCAUUCAUCGAUCCACGACUGAUCCCCAUGUCAUCGCCUCCACUGAGCCCUGUGUACGGUAAGGGUGAGCCAAUCAAGAGAGAGAACCACAGGAAGGGCUCUGUGGUGAAUGUGAACCCAACCAACAUUCGACCGCAGAGCGACACGCCAGAGAUCCGCAAGUACAAGAAGAAGUUCAACACGGAGGUUCUCUGUGCUGGACUCUGGGGUGUGAAUCUGUUGGUGGGGACAGAGAACGGUCUGUGGCUGCUGGAUCGGAGCGGUCAGGGGAAAGUCUACUCGCUGAUCAGCAGACGAAGGUUUCAGCAGAUGGACGUGUUGGAAGGACUCAACGUGCUCAUCACUAUAUCAGGUAAAAAGAACAAGCUCCGUCUGUACUACCUGUCCUGGUUAAGGAAUAAGAUCCUCCACAACGACCCAGAGGUGGAGAAGAGACAGGGUUGGACCUCAGUAGGUGACUUGGAAGGUUGUCAACACUAUAAAGUGGUGCGUUACGAGAAGAUAAAGUUCUUAGUGAUUGCUUUGAAGAAUGCUGUGGAGGUGUACGCCUGGGCCCCCAAACCCUACCACAAAUUCAUGGCCUUCAAGUCAUUCAGAUCCCUGCCUCAAAAACCCCUGUCUGUUGACCUGACAGUGGAGGAAGGCCAGAGGUUAAAGGUCAUCUACGGCUCCUUGUCUGGUUUCCACGCCAUUGAUGUGGACUCUGGAACACCUUAUGACCUCUACCUGCCUACACACAUCCAGGGCUCCAUCCGUCCCCACGCCAUCAUCAUUUUGCCAAACAGUGCUGGAACAGAGGUUCUGGUUUGCUAUGAAGACGAGGGCGUUUAUAUUGACACCUACGGCCGCAUCACCAAGGAUACAGUGCUGCAGUGGGGGGAGAUGCCUGCAUCGGUCGCCUACCUUCAGUCCAACCAAGUGAUGGGUUGGGGAGAAAAGGCCAUAGAGCUGAGGUCGGCCAACACGGGGAACCUGGAGGGAGUUUUCAUGCACAAAAAAGCCCAGAAACUCAAGUUCCUGUGUGAAAGGAAUGACAAGGUCUUCUUUGCGUCAGUGCAGUCAGGAGGCAGCAGUCAGAUUUACUUCAUGACUCUCGGACAGAACUCACAGUUCAGCUGGUAACGACUGGACCUGUAACUCUGGGAUCAACUAGUGGCGUCUGCCUUCGUUAUUCUGGGUUUGCCAUGGUGAUGCCUUUUUAUAUUUCCAUGGAUAGCGGACGUCAUAGAAAGAUGAACUAAUCAUUCCUGGAUCCAUCACUCUGUUUUGUCUAGUUUCCACCUAAAUAUGUGAGUGUAUCCACAGCUGAGGUUGAUCUGGCAACCCCGGCUGAAAGCAAAAAACUGCUUGAAUCCAUCAUUCUAUCCUGAAUCAGCUGCAGAGACACAAAUAUCUGAACCUGAGUUUCUGCACCUUUAGUACACUGCCACCUCACCCAUCCACGGAAGUGUUGAAAGGUACAACUAUCAGUGUCAGCGUCACAGAGCAAUGUUGUCAUGUCUGAACUCCACAGUUACCUGGAGUCUUUCCCAGAAGGAUUCAGGCUGCAAACCGUCACCGCACCAGUGAGGCACAAAUCAAGACUCCUUUUGUGUCCAGUUUUAUUCAAAUCUACCUGGAAGCAGAACUGAUGGCUCCAUUCAGCUGACUGUGUGGCGACUUCUAAUGAACAACAGAUCAUCAGUGAUGAUCCGUUCCCUCCUCUCAUCCGUCAGCACCGGAUUCCACAUUCAGCUCACAUCACUCCUGGAUCAGCUUUUUUCUUUUUCUUUCCCUAAAGAACUCCGUCGUAUCAGUUACUCAGCUAACUCUGUGUAUAUCACUUAUUCACUCAUAUUUGCUUUAACAAUGCCUGGCCGUGGUGUAUUACUGGAUCAACUGAUGAAGUCAAGUCCUGGAUAACUGUUCUCUUAGUACAGACCAGAGGGGAGGAAUGUGUCCUUCUCUGGUGUUCAGCUAUUGUCUGGUUCAUGUCUUCAUGCUAAGCAACAAAAACAGAAGUCCUUCAUUCCCUCCAGUGAACAUCAUCUGUGCAUUUCCAAAACUGUGUUGAGACCUAAAUGUGGACUAAGAAGGACAACUACUCUAUGGCUGCGGUCGAAAAGUCUAUUUUGCUUAGGAAGGUUCCUAACGGAGUGAAAUGAUCCGGAAGUAUCUCAGUAGCAGCCGUGAUGAGAGCUGUUCCAAUCCUCUAAAUGCUGAGAAAAGGAGCUUCAUUGUCUCCUUCCUUAUCUCCUUUAACAGAGGAUACACUGGAGCAUCCUUUACAGAAGGAAAGAAGAGAUUGCCGCCCAACAAUUCCUUGCGGCCGCAACAUUUAAAUUGACGCACCGUUCUGCCGUUCAUGAAAACAAACGAUAUGCUGAUCUUGCAUAGAUUUAACAAUCAUUUUCAUACAGUCAUAUAGUAAUUGGGAUUCAUGUUGAUAAAUAUGAGAGGACAGCGAAAACCAUUUAAUUUCUCUUUAUUCUAUUUAUUUAUUUUGAACAAGAAACAAAUAAGUAAAAAACAAAACAAGACUAACAAAUCAAAUGAACAGUAAACAUAUAGCAAACAAGCAAUCAACAUAAAUCAUUAUGACGUCCAAAAAGGAGAAGGAAGAAGUAUACAUUUAAUGGUUCUACAGCUUCUCCACAACUCAAACAUUAGUUCAAAAUGUGUCAUAUAAAGCUUUGUGACUGGUAGCCUAUAUUCUUUUUUUUUUUAUUUCAAUUCCAACCUUGGUAAUAUAAUCCUUUAUUAUAUGUUGAUGUAAAGUGUUCCAGCAGCAGAAAUCCAUCUUCAGAACAUUGUAGUCUCACCACGGCAGACCCGCGUCACUAACACCCGCCGCCGUCGCAUCAUAAUGACGGAGCCUAGUGAAAGAGCAGUCGGAUUCUCUGAACACCACCGUAGUCUUUUCCUGAGUCCUUCUGAAUCCUCCUUCUCAUCUUUCCUCGACCUCAUGACGUUUUCCAUCGAGGUCAAGGAGAAGUGGUUAGGAAAAGACAUUAGGACGUAAUAUUUUGACUUUUCGAUCACAGCCUAUGUCAUUCCACAUUUUACUUGCCUUCUUCCUAUUGAUUUCUUUAAUCAAUUUCCAGAACCACCUGUGUCUCUGAUACCUCAGCAGUGUUUUCUUCUUCACUGCUAUAAGCAGACAUGAAGGACCCAAACAAAUGAGUCCCUUACUGUACUGAAUCCUCAUUCUGUUCAUUACCAUAUUGUAUUAUUAGACAGUAUUAUAUUAUGCACUAUCAAAUGUUCUAUUAUUGAAAGAAGAGUUUGUAUUUUUCUUGUCUGAGGUGACAGGAAGUCAGUAUAGCACCCCCCCGCAUAGAUCCAAUCAGUACAGCUGUAAAUAUACUGAUCCUUAUAAUAAGGCAAACUGUCACAAUUGAAUUCCUGUCAUUGUUCAGUAACUCUGGACUCUUCAUAAGUCAUCCCUUAUGAUCAAAUGGAAGUCCACUUUGCUCUCUGCCUUGCCUGAAACCAGUUGUCAUGGGGAUACUUGCUGCACUGCACACUUUGCAUUAAAAUGAGUUGAGUAGGUUUUUAUUUAACAACGUCUUAAUACAGUACCUCACCAGUCCUCUUAGAUCCUGCUCUGAGCAUUCCGUCCACCACAGAUCUGGACCAUGACUUUAGUAUUGUCGUAUUAUUCCAUAAUAAGGACCUCGUACUUUAACACAAGAAAUAGCUGCACACGCAGUAACACGCUUAGAACCAUUCUCUGCAUCGAUGUUGUACAGCUUAGGAUGUAUAUAUUCUUGUAAGAUGCACUGUUUUCUAAAUAUUUUAUAAUUGAUAAAGCCAUCUUUAUGUAUGUGUACAGAAUUAUGAUCAGGCUUAUGAAUGUGAAAAUUCCAUCCCAGAACAGAGUUCGUACAUGUUAUUUUUCAUGAUCUUUGAAAGCAAAACGUGAACACGAGCUACUGACGGUGAACUUGAAGGCUCCUGGUCGAAGUGUUCGAGAUCAAAUAACAUAUCGUACAAAUUCUGUCAGGCUCUUUGCACAAUGGCCACCUCGUACAUGUUUUCUGUAUUAUAGCAUCCUUUUGAAAAGCCAUUCUGUAGUCAGUAUUGAAGAUAGAACUGAUAGCCUCUGGCUUUUGGAUCAGUAUUUCUCACACUACCAACGUGGGACGCACACCUGUUUUUUGCUGGGUCGCUUUGAGAUUAUUCGUUGAGCCUAGAUGUGAUGAGAUGCAAUGAGCUGGGCCUGUUGUACAGUAUUUGCUCUGUUUUUCUUGAUAUUUCUGUCAUUUACACACCAAAGAUAAAGGCUUUGAUAUAUUG
This is a messenger RNA of Sebastes umbrosus (honeycomb rockfish), 7151 nucleotides long. RefSeq names its product mitogen-activated protein kinase kinase kinase kinase 4. Gene Ontology annotation, biological process: protein phosphorylation. The record is from RefSeq and is a predicted model, not a curated record. Lineage: Eukaryota; Metazoa; Chordata; Actinopteri; Perciformes; Sebastidae. Gene Ontology annotation, molecular function: ATP binding; protein kinase activity. The transcript has 33 exons. The coding region runs from base 162 to 3995 and encodes 1277 amino acids.